Molecule: messenger RNA, 459 nt
Organism: Mollisia scopiformis
Lineage: Eukaryota; Fungi; Ascomycota; Leotiomycetes; Helotiales; Mollisiaceae
Exons: 1
Coding region: 1-459 (152 amino acids)
Source: RefSeq, a predicted model, not a curated record
AUGAAGGAGCGAAACACAACCAAGUCCUUGAACGCAAAGUCUGUUCAAUCAGAAGAAGCUCUUGCGAACUUGAAUACCACCAUGGAGAAAUCGACUACCCUGGAGUCAUCGCACCUCAGUUCGGUCUCGACAACUCCCACCCCCUCAGGCGCAAAAACCGUCAACAAGAACUUCAGCUUAGAAGGCGACAAUUUACCCCGCUUAGCUGUUUCCUGUCCCACAAGUGUCAACAAGCCAUCAAAUUCUCAAGAGACCUCAUCCGCCAAGCAAACUCUGUCGCAAGAAGUUACGUCCGACACAGAGACAACUAUGGACAACGGCACUCCCCUCCUCGAGUUCACUCUAUUCCCUGAACUCCCACCAGAGCUUCGACUUCGAAUCUUCCACUUCGCUGCCAUUCCCGAGCCGCGAGAUGUACAACUUACGUUGGCCAAGAAGACUGUUGAUGGCAAAGUCUAA